Puccinia triticina is the source of this 507-nucleotide messenger RNA. RefSeq lists its product as uncharacterized. The record is from RefSeq and is a predicted model, not a curated record. Bases 1 to 507 code for a protein of 168 amino acids. The transcript has a single exon. Lineage: Eukaryota; Fungi; Basidiomycota; Pucciniomycetes; Pucciniales; Pucciniaceae.
AUGGCCGAAGACAGAAAGAGCAGCCUACGAUCCAGCAAACAGAAUGUCAUGGUGGUCAUCCCAGCCCGCCCCGACCUAGACCGCACCAAGCCCAAGGCGAUGGCCGCCCCAGCCCGGAGAGAGAUCCGCCCCAAACCGAGCCGCGCAAAGGUCGUCUUCGACAUCCCGUCGUCGCCUACAACUGAAGACUCGGAAACCGACGAGGAGCUCGACUGGACGAUCACCAGCAAGAGUCGCCACCCAGGCUCGCCUACGCCCUCCUCCUCCAAAAGACUCAAAACUCACCACCCCUCCUCCUCUCCUCCCCCCAAGAUCCUCCGCAAGCUCAAACCUUCCCUGCCCCGAGCCUCCGCGCCCCGCCAAAAACCGGCUAAGAAGCCCGUCAAAUCCUCUCCUGCCAUGCCCCUCCUCCCUAAAUCCAAAGCCAGGCCUGCUGCCCCCCUUGCUCUUACAGAUGUCAAGACACUCCGGGGAAUGGACACAAUCAUGGAAGAGCAAUCCGAAUGA